AUGGUGCCGCCUCGUGUCCGCUGCUCCACUACCUACACGGCGAUGAUGAAGAUCAUCGCCAUCAUCACCACCGUCGGUCACCAGCUGUCUCAGUCGAUAGCUGUCACGGAUCCCGAGGAGCAGCGGUCCAACUGCAAGAGAGGCCUCGACAUCGAUCUCAAUCUCAGGCUGGGCCCCUUGGCCGGACGACGAGAUCGGAUCUGUGGAUGGGGGGGCGGAGGAGGUGCCACCGGUUGCAGCGGGAUCGUGGACGUGUCCGAUGCGCCGGCAGAGUCCAGCGUCAUGUCGAGUUCUGAGAAGAAGCCUCCGUCAGUUGUGGGCUCUAUCUCCGGCGAAGGUCUGACUGCGGAUAAGAGUUCACAAGGGGAAUGCAAUCCGGAAGGCAGAACAAAGAUGAAGAAAGCUGAAGAAGUUGGGAGGGAGUACUCGGAAAUCACGAAUAUGCAGGUGGAGGAAGGAGGAAAGAGGAGGAGAAGUGAGGGGUAUCUGGACGUGCUCGUGGAGGCAGUCAGGCAGGUAUCCGGCUUUUUCAGUGACGAAGAAGAAGAAGAAGAAGAAGAAGAAGAAGAAGAAGAGAAAGAGGACGAAACUCGGGCUGAGGAGGCGGCGGCGGCGGAGAGUAGGAAGAAGAGAGGCUUGGAUUUGGAGGAGGAGUGUGGGCCAGUGGUGCGAUCGAAACGAGGGAGGAACCAAGCGCUGCCGUCGAGGUACCGUGACUCUGUCCUUGAGCCGUGGGGGAAGUUACCCACCGUCACCCGCUGCUCAAAAGCGGCCAGACGGUGAUGGCGCAUUGAUGCAUGCUUCUUAUUUCCGAUUGCCCGUGAUAUUUAUAGCUUCGGUUUGAUUCUGAUUCCCUGGAAGAAGCUUUGGAUAAGGAAUUGAAAAUGCUUGUUAAGACCCCAACCCAAAAUAAAAAGAAGAAGUGAUUGAAAACGAUACAAGUGCCGGCGGAUUAGAAAUUAAUCUUGUAUAAAAUAAUGCUAAAAGUCUGGUGCCAAUAUUUUAUUUUAUUUGCUUUUAUUAACUAUAUAUAUAUAUAUAUAUCCAUCGCUGUUGGCAUUGUUGGAGUUGGUUUGGUAUCCGGGUGUCCCAGGAUAUCGCAUGGGUUUGGUAUAGGCGCAUUGUGUCAAGGGCCCGCUUGGGUUGGAU
Dioscorea cayenensis subsp. rotundata (Guinea yam) is the source of this 1149-nucleotide messenger RNA. Its product is annotated as histone H3.v1-like. The transcript is spliced from 2 exons. The record is from RefSeq and is a predicted model, not a curated record. Lineage: Eukaryota; Viridiplantae; Streptophyta; Magnoliopsida; Dioscoreales; Dioscoreaceae. The coding region runs from base 1 to 783 and encodes 260 amino acids.